GCCGCCGGCAGGCCGCGCGGCGGAUGAACGCUGUCAGUAUCAGUGAAUUCCACUGCCUGCGCGUGAGCUGCGCCCUGCUCAGCAUCGUGGCGGGGUGCAUCAUCAUUGGGGUGUCCCGAGACUGCGGCGCAGAUGCAGUGGGGGGCAUCUUCCUGGGAGCAGGCGGGCUGGGUCUCAUCAUCUCCAUCUACCCUUUUAUAAAAGCCUGGUUCAACUUCAAUCACAUUUUGCCAGUUCUAGGAAAUUUUCGUGUUCACCCCAGGCCCCACCUCAGCAACGCAGAACAACCGGCAGAAGCAUUUAAACGAGAAGGGUUGCAAGAAAAAGAACUUGUCCCCCCACCCCCCUUGUGUUUGGAUUACGAUGCUGAAGUGAAAUGUCCGAUGUCAACACAAGCCCACCUGGAUCAAGAACUGUCGAAGAGCAGAAUGGGAACAUUCCAGGAUGCCCAGACUAAGGAUUUGUCACCAGAAGAGGGGCCUUCGUCGGACACGCCUGACAUCAUCGCCAAACGGAAGUUCAAACAGUCGCCGUCCGAUUCAGAUGACCAUUGAUCUCCAAGAUAUCUCAACAAGGUUUUGGAAAAAUGAAACCCUUUUUGUAAAGGGUAAAUGCUUUACAGCAAAGGAAAUGAAACAUGAUGUAUGCAGCAACUUGGAGGUUCUGCGUUGCCCUUUUGGU
This is a messenger RNA of Lepisosteus oculatus (spotted gar), 681 nucleotides long. The record is from RefSeq and is a predicted model, not a curated record. Lineage: Eukaryota; Metazoa; Chordata; Actinopteri; Semionotiformes; Lepisosteidae.